CCUCCGCCGGCCAAUGGCGGAGGCGCCGGAGUCCCCCCGCUCGCGGCUCUCGCCGCCUCUGCGAGUGCGGGAGGCACGAAGCAGCGCAGCGUCCAGCUCGCUAGAGCGAGAGGCGGCGGGCUCUGGCUGGCCCGGGCUCCGCCGCAGCGCAGCCCCUCACCUCUCGCGGCGGCCGCUAAAAGCUUUGCUGGGCUCAUUCUUCUCCCGGCCGCUUGGGUCGCGCCGGCUGCUGCCUAGAGUCGCCUCCAGCUCCCCCUGCUUGGGGGUGAGGGAGGCUCCGGGGGCUGUACCGCCUGCCUCCUCCUGGUGCUUCGGUGGCGGCUUUGCAGACCGGCUUGAGAGGGCAGCGGAGAGAGGGGGGAGCCUGGCACCGGCCACUCGUCCCGUCCCAGGAGCAGCUGCAUGCAGCAGGUCUAGGGGAAGUGGAGGCAGCGCCGGCAUGUCCCUGGAGUGCACCUGGAGGAAAAUGACAGGAAAAGAAAUUAUAUAUAACGUGAAAAUAUUUGGCUGGAUGCCACUGGAAUGCCCUGUGUCCUACACUUUGAGUUCCACGGGAGGACCUCCUCUCUUGCCAAUUUUAGACUAUACCUUUUCUAAAGCUUGCUGAAGAUAGACAUAUGUGCUGCAAUGGUGACAUAAAUUAUUAAGCAGGACUGGAACAAGUUGUUGAAAAGUUGUGGUUUUUUUUAAUGCUGCUGCUGUUGGAAGCAAUCUAAGGCAAGUAUACAACAUGAGUUUUAUCAUGAAACUUCACAGACAUUUUCAAAGAACAGUUAUCUUGCUUGCCACUUUUUGUAUGGUGAGCAUUGUUAUUUCUGCUUACUAUUUGUAUAAUGGCUACAAACAGGAAAAUGAACUUUCUGAGAUCUCUUCAGAAGUGGAAUGUGGUGAUCUUCAGUUGUUGCCAUACAAGUUAAUGGAACUGAAGACAGUGAAGCCCAUUGAUCCCAUGAGGACUGAUCCCGUAGCGCUGGUGUUUGUGGAAAGCCAAUACUCAACACUCGGUCAAGAUAUAAUAACAAUUCUAGAAUCCAGCAGAUUUCAGUAUCACAUAGAGAUUGCUCCUGUGAAAGGUGAUCUUCCAGUGCUUGUAGACAAAAAUAAAGGCAAAUAUGUUCUCAUUGUAUAUGAAAAUAUUUUAAAGUAUGUGAAUAUGGACUCAUGGAACAAAGGCCUUCUAGAUAAAUACUGUAUUGAAUAUGGUGUGGGUGUCAUUGGAUUCCAUAAGGGCAGCGAGAACAGCUUGCAGAGUAUUCAGUUUAAGGGCUUUCCUUUCCAUGUUCAUGGCAAUCUGGGUGUUAAGGACUGUUGUGUUAACCCUCAUUCCCCAUUGCUUCAUGUAACUAAAUCCUCUAAGCUUGAUAAAGGUCCCUUGCCUGGAAAUGACUGGACAGUUUUCCAGAUUAAUCAUUCAGCCUAUCAGCCAGUGAUAUUUGCAAAAAUAAAGACUACAGAAAACCUGCCACUACCCAUCACUAAAAAUGCUCUCCAUGCCACAGUAGUUCAUGACUUGGGGCUUCAUGAUGGGAUUCAGAGAGUUCUCUUCGGCAGCAACUUGAACUUUUGGCUGCACAAGCUGAUCUUUAUAGAUGCCGUCUCUUUCCUGUCUGGGAAAAAGCUCACAUUGUCCUUGGAUAGGUACAUUCUUGUUGACAUAGAUGACAUCUUUGUUGGGAAAGAAGGAACAAGGAUGAAUGUCAAUGAUGUGCAGGCCCUGCUUGAUACGCAGAAUCUUUUGAGAGCUCAGAUUACAAAUUUUACUUUCAACCUGGGAUUUUCAGGGAAAUUUUACCACACAGGAACUGAAGAGGAGGAUGAAGGCGAUGACCUGUUGUUGGGGUCUGUGGAUGAGUUCUGGUGGUUUCCCCAUAUGUGGAGUCACAUGCAGCCUCAUCUCUUCCAUAAUGAGUCGUCACUGGUGGAACAGAUGAUUCUCAACAAAAAAUUUGCCUUAGAACAUGGCAUUCCAACUGACAUGGGCUAUGCGGUAGCUCCGCACCACUCCGGGGUUUACCCUGUACAUGUUCAGCUUUAUGAGGCCUGGAAAAAGGUCUGGAAUAUCAAAAUCACCAGCACAGAAGAGUAUCCACAUCUAAAACCAGCACGGUACAGACGGGGCUUCAUCCACAAAAAUAUCAUGGUCCUUCCUCGGCAAACCUGUGGUCUGUUCACUCAUACAAUUUUCUAUAAGGAGUAUCCUGGGGGUCCAAAAGAACUAGACAAGAGUAUCCAGGGAGGGGAGUUGUUUUUCACAGUUGUUCUCAAUCCAAUCAGCAUCUUCAUGACCCAUUUGUCCAACUAUGGGAAUGAUCGCCUGGGGUUGUAUACCUUUGUGAAUCUAGCCAACUUUGUUCAGAGCUGGACCAACCUGAAACUGCAAACUCUGCCUCCAGUCCAGCUGGCUCACAAGUACUUUGAGCUCUUUCCUGAGCAGAAGGACCCUCUCUGGCAGAAUCCCUGUGAUGACAAACGGCACAGAGAUAUCUGGUCUAAAGAAAAAACCUGUGAUCGAUUACCAAAAUUCCUGGUUAUAGGACCUCAGAAAACUGGUACCACAGCUUUGUAUUUGUUCCUGAUUAUGCAUCCUUCCAUCAUUAGUAACUCCCCCAGCCCAAAAACCUUUGAGGAGGUACAGUUCUUUAAUAGAAAUAACUACCACAGGGGGAUUGAUUGGUAUAUGGAUUUCUUCCCUGUACCAUCCAAUGUCACCACCGACUUUCUCUUUGAAAAAAGUGCCAACUACUUCCAUUCUGAGGAAGCUCCCAAACGAGCAGCUUCCCUGAUCCCUAAGGCCAAGAUCAUCACCAUUCUCAUCGACCCAUCAGACCGGGCAUACUCCUGGUAUCAGCAUCAGAGAUCUCAUGAAGACCCUGCAGCUCUAAAAUUUAGCUUCUAUCAGGUGAUCACAGCUGGACCUCGAGCCCCAUCAGAGCUUAGAGCUCUACAGAAGAGAUGUCUAGUACCUGGAUGGUAUGCCACCCAUAUAGAAAGAUGGCUAACUUAUUUCCCAACUUACCAGUUGCUAAUUAUUGAUGGACAGCAGCUGAGAACUGACCCAGCUACUGUGAUGGAUGAAGUGCAGAAGUUUCUGGGAGUCUUGCCUCAUUAUAAUUACUCUGAAGCUCUAACGUUUGAUUCACAUAAAGGUUUCUGGUGUCAACUCCUGGAAGAAGGAAAAAUCAAGUGUCUUGGAAAGAGCAAAGGCAGAAAAUACCCUCCUAUGGAUUCAGAGUGCAGGACUUUUCUGUCAAGCUACUACAGAGAUCACAAUGUGGAACUGUCAAAACUCCUGCACAAAUUGGGACAACCCCUGCCAUCUUGGCUGAGACAGGAACUACAGAAAGUGAGAUAGCAUUGAGAGAAAGCUUCUUGAAAUCUCUCUUCCACACUUCAGUCAUCUUACCUAAAGCCUUCAAUAGCUACCAGGAGGCAGGUGUAAAAUAUACCUCUUCAAAAGAGAAUUAAAGAAUGAAGUUCUUUCCAUAUGCUGGCAUGUGGACUGUGAAAAUGUGUGUGUGUCUUUUAGAACUCUGGAGGCCUGCAGGCUUUCUCUUCGCCAUUCCUGGGCCUGUGGAAUUGUUGUAAACUACUGUGCGCACAUGUGGAAGUCAAUAGCAACUGGUAUAAGCUUUAAAAGCAAAGCUACAUAAUUGUCCAAUUUCAUAGUAAACAUUUAUACUUUUAUAUUCAAACUUAGGAUGUUGUGUCUCAUGUAAGUUUUGUAGCCCAUUGUUUGCCUGCUCAUGGUUUUUCAUACUUUUUGAUUAUUAUGAUGUGUCUUAUACAAAACUAAGAAAACCCUGUAUAACAUACAAUGACCAAGUGUACUCCUGCCUUUGGCAUCUGCUUACCAAAUUUUGAACUUAAAAUAAAUGACCACAGUUGAGGAGUACAAACACAUGUUGCUUAGGUGUAAACAACAGGACAGAAUAUGUAUUGUGAGCCAAAUCCUGAAGCCACAGGUAAAACACUGUAGCAAGAAAUAAUGUAAGAAAUAUGGCCCUGCUCUGUGAGGAGGAAACCACAGUGUGCUGUGGAUCCCUUCAAGUUUAGAAUCUAUGAUUUUAAAUACUGCACCUCCAUACACAGUCCGCUGAAACAGCAACACAAAGGAAUAUAGAGUAUUCUGAAUAGAGACUACUCUAUGUUAAAGAAGAAAUCUAAUUAGAUAUAUGAAGCACAACGUUAAAAAAAGAAAUGUACAUUGUAAUAAUCUGAGUGUUAAACUUAUGACUGUGACCCAAACCAUAGCAAUGCAAUGAACAAAUGAUCUGAGUAGAUCUGUCACACCUAGCUGCUGUGAGUUGCAAGUUGUAGAGCCUAGAUUCUGAUCUCACAGUUCUGUAAAUGAGGAAUAACUCCAGUGAAAUCAGUAGACUUGUAUCUGAAAAACUGGUGUGAGAACAGUAACAGACCUAUAUUAAGAUUGCCUUAAUUUACAAUUUAUCUUGUCCUGGUUUUUGGUAUGUUGAAUUUUAUGUAUUUAUUUGAUGUGUGUUUCCCAAAACUCUCCUUAUACUGACUGAAAAGAGGUGGCAUCUCUCAAUGCCUUCCAAUUUAAUACAUUCAAGUUUCAAAAACGCACUUGCUUUCCCAAGGGAGAUAUAUUUUUAAAAGUUUUGUAAUUAAAUAAAUGAGUAAGUUAAAUAAAAAUUAAUACAGUGUGCAGUCAUGAUAUAGAAUUAGGCUCCAGUACUGCAAACACUUAAGUAUAUGUUUAAGUUUACACAGUGUGAGUACUCUCAGUUAAACAGGGCGUAAUUAUGAAUGCUUCUAAAAAUUAGGAAAGGGAUCAUUAAAAAUAUGAGCCAAAUUUAGCCCUCAUGUUACUCCACUGAAAUAUGUCUCUGUGUGUUUUAAAAAUGCAUUGACAGCUAAUGAAUAAAGAUCCAAAGUCAAAAAAUGGGCAUGCUCCCUCUAUAUACUAUUGUUCCACAUUAGAUGCUUGGUUCUGUAACUACAUUCCCAAUAUCUGCUUUAAAGUGGGCAAUUAAAAAGUACAUCAAAUGGUGGAAAGCUUUUCUAUGUACUGUUUAUCAUAAACUGCACAAUUUAAUUUUUAUGAUAAUGGGAUGGAAACCAGUUUAUUGUUCACUAAAUAGAAAACAGAUAUUGAGAUCUUUAUUGUAAUUCUAACUUGUAACUUUUUUUUACUCGUGGACUUUGUUUUUGUAAUACAUGAUUUUGAUAGGCCUGUAAAGAAAAAUAUCAAGGCAAAUUUGCUGUGUAUAAAGAUAUACAUUACUCAGCACAUUAUUGCAUAAAGGAGUGUGCAUGAUUAACCACAAGGAUCUAGUAGAGUAGACAUUCUACAAGUUGAACAUCAUAAUUAUUUAUAGAAUGAAAAAAAUCUUAUUUCAUUUACUGUCAUGUGCAUUAGGUCCAAAAUUUGACUUGUCUUAAAAUUCUUUUAAUCUAGUAAAAGAUACCCUCUGGACUCUGAAUAACUACAAAAGAAAAAUCCUUCGCAUGUGUAAACAAUUGACGUGACCUGCAAAUGUCUAUAUGGAUAACAACUAAGAUGUUAAUGUGAAUCAUAGGGGAAGACACCUACGGUGAUGCUCUAGUAGCCCCACUGACUUCAAUAGAGUCCUUUCAUCCUUAGCGUACAAUGGAUACACCAUCACCAAAACAUUAAAAAGAAAACACCACUAUUUGUAGGAACUGCACAAAACUUGUGUUUUGUGCUCUGGUGCUACAAUUACUCUGCUCUCUUUAAAGCAGCAAUUACAUAAGCAUUUUGGGACCAGAUCAUGCCCCCAAGAUUGCUAUGCAUGGAGGACAGGGAACCUCUUUGCACAGAUGUCAACCCUCCUCUGUGCUAUAGGGAUGGCACUCACACACAUUAAUAUCACAGCCUUUUCUUUCUAGGACCACAAAGGGCUCUCUGUCUGGUCUAGAUCUGGGAGGGGGUCGAGGGGAGAGGGUAAGCAGUGGCCAUCAUGAGGAUUUGUGGCAGCCUCAGGUUGGAUGGGGCUUGGGUGUGGACUGGAAUAUGCAGAUUACCUUUCUUCUAGUCCCAGGUAUUUUAUACAAAUAAAGUAAUAUAUUCUAGAGCUGUAGACCCUAUUCUGCAGAGCUUCCUGAUGGGAUGUGGGAAGGAAUGCCUCUCUUAAAUGGGGAUCCUUUGGCAGCCAUGGCCAGGCAAAUAGCUGGUAGUAAAGCUCCAUUUCAUCCAUAUUAUCAGGGAGUGUGGGGACUGUCAAGGGCACAGAGCACAGGAUCUCCACAUUGAUUUCAGUGGGCGUUCUGAUGAGUAAUAAUAUAAACAAAAGUAUUUGGCCUUUUGUCCUCAGAAUUGUGCAUUGCACAGGGCCUGAUCCUGAAAUCCUUAUUGUUCAAAACUCCUAUUUUGACAAUGCCUGAGAAAAGUCUGCAGGAUCAAGCUCUUUAGCAUUAGCAUCUCCAGAUAGCGUUAACUUCUCGUGCAAGUUAAUAUUAUUGAGACACUUAAAAACAAUGGAUAAUAAAGGCAAAUUGAUAGUGUUCUUUGAGUUUACAAAGGUAUUUACUGCUCUGAUUUGCAAAUAUAUUUGGGGCUGAAAUUUUUUAUAUGAGCCCUAAAAGGGAAUAAAUGCACCUACCCAUAGUUUUUCCUUUGAAAUAUUAUGUUAAAAUAUGUUUUAAAAUAUUCAGCAAAAGCAUGUAAAAAAAAGUAAAAACAACAUUUAUUCAGGACCAGCCAGGUUAGUUAUGAACAAGGAGUCUAAGCAAGGUAUGCAGACUCCAGACUUUAUCUCCAAUAGCUGGAAUCUGAAAAUAAUGGGAUACACAUGAGUAAAGCUCAGCAAGCAAUUCAUAAAAAAUUAUUUAUUUGACCAAGUUUAGCUUAUUUUAAGCUCAUCGCUUAUCUACAAGCAGACUGCAGUGUCUUAAAAUUCAUUUUCAUAAAUAUCCUACCAACUUUAAUGGGGUUUUUUUAAUUUACAGAUUGAUUGUGAAACAUGUAUUGCAAGUAAUUGAUAGGUUGAGCUAAUUAGUUGUGAUUGAUCAGAUAAGGCAUGUGGUAUGUUUUCCUGUUCCCUGCUUAGAUGAGUGUGCAAGGAAUUCCUUCACAAAUACUUGUCUGUGUGGAGUUUAACUUGUUUUCUGCAAAUACUCAUACAUUUGACUUUGAAAUUUGCUUUCCACAAACAUCUGUGGCAGUAAAAUGCAAUGCAGGAUUGUUUGCAGAAAGUGAACAUAAAGGGGCAUAAAUAUAGGUGAUGUAAAUUCAUUUGCUGUUUCAAUAAACAUUUAUGAAAGUGCUACAGUAUUUUCCCAGCUCCACAUUUGAGAAAAGAAUGAAUUUAACUGAUUUGCAGGCUACCUUGUACAGAAUACCCUUUUCCUUUGCUUAAAAAUGUGAAACUUCCUCAGGAAGAAAUUAAAUAGAUAUUUCAGUGUUUAUAGACAUAAUAUUCUUGUCAUUCACAUUGAAUGAAAAUUUCUGGAAACAUUUUUCUCAACUUUUUUAAAAUUAAAAAAACAAUAUUCUGCUAGUGGCAUGAUAUCUGAUGUGCAACAAUAAAC
Dermochelys coriacea (leatherback sea turtle) is the source of this 7512-nucleotide messenger RNA. Its product is annotated as bifunctional heparan sulfate N-deacetylase/N-sulfotransferase 3. Lineage: Eukaryota; Metazoa; Chordata; Testudines; Dermochelyidae. The coding region runs from base 731 to 3352 and encodes 873 amino acids. The transcript has 15 exons. Gene Ontology annotation, cellular component: Golgi apparatus. The record is from RefSeq and is a predicted model, not a curated record. Gene Ontology annotation, molecular function: deacetylase activity; heparan sulfate N-sulfotransferase activity.